GAUAACGCCUCCGCUUGUUAUUCCAUCGAUAAGAUGUCCUCAUUUCGCAACGUUUUCAGUCGCCCUUAACUUUGCUUGUCUGGCCAGGUCGAAUAUGGAGCAUUUAUUUACAGUCUGUCUUCUAGUGGUUUUAUCCGUGGUUGGAACUCAAGGUCAACGUCAGACCGCAACAGAUUGCUUGCAACACAGCAAAGGACGACAUUUCGUAGUAAGCUUCGCUCAGAUCUACGGCCAUUACUUUGACAACGGAACGUUAGCACCAACAUCAAUCUCGCUACGCGUUUCCUCGACGUCGUUCGGUCGUGUGACUGUAGAGGCUUCGUCAUCUAGUGGCAAAACGCAGUCAAUAGUCGAUUCGUUUGUACUUGACCAUGUAGAAAUACCGAUUAAUACGUCUUACCUUGCCCUCCCUGGAAUUCACGACGAUAAAACCAUAAUUGUCAAAUCCAGUGUAGAUAUAUCCCUUACAGCAUUGUACAGUUUUCCGGAUUCCGAGGUACCAACUGCUGUCCUACCGACUUCGAGUCUCGGUCGAAACUACACUGCCGCUAUGAUGAAACCGAACACAUAUUUUUCAAAUUCUUCAGCAAACAUUUUGGUAAUCGCGACCGCCGAUUCGCAGACGACCGUGACGUUCAGUGACGGUGGGACGAGUACGCACCAAACGUUGAGCAAAUACCAAACGUUUCUAUUCAGCUGUAGCUCUGACAAAAGUGGUAUUCAAAUAACUUCAAACAAUCCUGUGGCAGUAUUUACAAGUGUCGGUUCCGGUUACGACACUCUGUACAGUUUCUUUAAUGUCAAAUACAAAUACAAUCAUACACAUUCAAUGUUUGCACAGAAUCUGCCAAAAGACCAUACGACAACUCACUACAUUGUGAUGCCCGUUUUUGACAAAGAGUCCACAUUACGGAUAUACGCUAUGGAAGACGACACACGCGUCUCUUUCAAGAACAUCGCAAAUUUACAAAAUAUUCAUGUCUACAAAGAAAUCUACUAUGAAACAGUCAUUAAAGACCGCAUUGCAAUGGAAAUUGUGUCUACAAAACCCAUCCUUGUUACUCAAGCGCCUUCGUCAAGUGAGACGAUGUUCUUUGUUCAGGCAGAGUCUCAGUACAUGAGCGAGUACGCAGUCUACGGUGCAACACGCGCCGUAAUCAUCGUUCAGACCGACGAGGCUUCGGGCAUUCUGCUGGAUACGACGCCCCUUGCCCACAACCCCGAGCUGCAAGCGAGUCAUCACGUCAACAACUACACAAUACUGUCAACCGAGCUCGAUGGAAAACGUUCGCACGUGAUUUCACACGUUGGAAAUAUUCCGUUCGGAUUGCUUAUUCUAAAAAGGUUUCCGGACGGUUCCAACCCAAUUAAAAACGCUUUUGCGUACAGUCCGGGCUUUAAGGUACAUUUGCAAGAAUGCAGUGGUCUUCCCAUCAUUGGCUAAAUAUGGACACGUGGAAACUGUCUCCAGUGAAAACGCAGGCGCCUGUUCGGAGUAUUAUACGUAAAGAAAUAUAUCAAUAUGUAUUUUGCCUGUAACAAGCAAUAUAAACACAUUGUUUUCUGUCAUGUAAUUAAUUUAGGGCAUCUUAUAUAUGAAGACAUGUUUUGAUCAUGUUUGUGGUCUUUCUUGUACAAUUGAUUCUUGACAAAUAUGAUGACAUAAAAACCCGAAGUAAAUUUACGAUUACCAAUAGGAUUCAUAACAACCCAUAUAAACAAGCACCGUUAUGUUUUUCCGUAUUAAGAAUACUGAAAUUUGUCGUUACUCGUUCAUUAAAUAAUUAAACAUUA
This is a messenger RNA of Dreissena polymorpha, 1794 nucleotides long. RefSeq lists its product as uncharacterized. NCBI's taxonomy places the organism in Eukaryota, Metazoa, Mollusca, Bivalvia, Myida, Dreissenidae. The transcript has 4 exons. Bases 95 to 1444 code for a protein of 449 amino acids. The record is from RefSeq and is a predicted model, not a curated record.